UAAGGAAGUUGCUGAGUUUUCGCGCGAAAACUCUGGGGUUUUUUUGUGAACCGGCAGACUUGUUACACAGAACUGAACACGUUUACAUACAAAACGGGGCCUGAGUGAUAGUUGUUUUUAAUUUUAAUUUUAAUUUAUUUUUUAAUUUUCCGACCUGAGGAAAGGAAAAAAUAUGAAGUAUUUCUCAAGACUUAGAGUCAGAAGAGUCUACAAGUGGCUUGGAGAACCAACUUUCAACAGGAAGUUAAAAACCUACGAAUACGGAUCUUUGGCCAUCAACGUGGACGGUCUCCCGAAGACUACGAUCAUUAACGUAGGUCAACACAUCCUCAUCGAAGGAGACGAUGAAGACCACCCGUAUGUGGCCAAGGUCAUCAGACUGUUUGCUGAUGAGAGCGGGAAGCGGAAGAAGGUGUGUGUUCAGUGGUUUGUUCGUGUGUCUGAAGUUCCUCUAAACAAACUGAAGCAGCUGGGCAGAGAACCCCACCCACAGGAGAUCUUCUUCUAUCAGGGCCGCAGCUGUGAUGACGAGGUCAACGCCGAGUCCAUCCUCAGACCAGUGCAGGUGGUUCAUGUGGAAGCUGAAGCUAAAUUUCCUGUCAUCAAAGAUGAAGACACUCUGUUUGUGAAGCUGUCCUGGGACUCCAAAACCUUCAAGGUUGUGGACUCCUCAUUAGUGGGUCCUGUGUUGUCUACUCCUCCUCUUCCCUGUCCUAAACUCUCCCUGCCCCCUUCACCUCCCUGCUCCCCAACCGCAGCAGCUCCACUGCCUCACCCCUCGUCUCGACGCGCGCUGCCAACGCCAGAUCCCCUUAUCAUGGCCCGUGCUUGUUCAGGAGAAGUGAGACGCAGCAGAGUCUGCAUGAGUGCAGGGAAGGUGGGCAGCUUGGAGGCCGAGUCCCUGCACUCGGCCACCAAACUGUCCGCCUCCAAAUGUCUGAGUGCCAAAAGGAGGAGUGCUUCAGCAAGAACGCCUGGAGUCCGCAAGAAACUGGAACUUAACAGUCCAGAGAAGACGACCCAGGGGGACAUCCAGGGCCAGCAGCUGGAUGAGAAGCUGGAUUCAGAAAUGAUGUUGGCUCAGAGGCUCUCGUCAUCUCCUCCACGGAUGGAGCCACUGCCCCACUGCCUUACCCCACUUAGAUCAGGCCACAGGGCCCUGGCCAGUCCUCUUUCUCACCGCCUCACCCCUCUGAGGAAGAGUCACAGAGUCGUAGAUGAUGAAGACAUUGUCCCCAUCAAGCCAUCCUCUGUGGUCCUCAGACAGCUCUCAGGCGUGCACAGUCCCCUGUCACCAAGCAGAGAGGACCCCGACAGCCCCCAGCAGGCUGACGUUGUGGAGGCAGAUGUACCAAACAGUUCAGUUUUAACACCCAAAAGAAGAAACUCCACGCCCAGGAGAAAUUCUACCACCAGAGGGCAGAAAGCUGCCACACCAUCACAGAAGAAAGAAGGGAGAACGUCGAGGGAACCGGCUCUGGCUGUUCUAGCUGAGGUGGACAAUGAAAACUCCCCAAUGCUGCCUGUUGCUGCCACACCAAGAAGUUCCAAAAGAAAAUCAGCUCAGUUGGUGUCUUUACGUAUCAGGAAGCAACUGAAUCUUCUAGACUGCCAGCUUUACCUGAACUCAGAUGGUGAGGACGAGGACGAGUUUGUUCCUUCAAAGAAGGAGCUCCGGAGCAGCAGUGAGGACGAGGAAGAGGAAGAUGAAGAGCUGGAUAGUGACGAAGACGUUGUGUCCAAGAAGAGGAGAAAUGCUGCAGGAUUACGUACUCCUCGCUCCAAACAGAAAAGUGGCAGCUCUGCCAGAACCCCCCGGAAAACACCCAACAAAAGGAUCACACCCAGCACACCAAGGACCCCCCGGCAUGCCACUCCCAGUAUUCCCAGCAGGUCGCUUCCUGCCCGCCAGCCCUCCAAUGCUCUGGAGGAGGCCAGAACCAGACUCCACGUUUCCUCUGUGCCGGAGUCACUCCCCUGCAGAGAGCAGGAGUUCCAGGACAUUUACAGCUUUGUGGAGAGCAAGGUCAUCGACGGAACUGGAGGGUGUAUGUACAUCUCAGGCGUUCCAGGAACAGGAAAAACGGCCACGGUGCACGAGGUCAUGCGCUGUCUACAGCACGCGGCCGAGGUAGAUGAGAUUCCGUCGUUCACCUUCAUUGAGAUCAAUGGGAUGAAGAUGACGGAUCCUCAUCAGGCCUACGUACAGAUCCUGCAGAAACUGACUGGUCAGAAAGCCACAGCCGACCAUGCUGCAGCUCUACUGGAGAAGAGGUUCAGUAACCCCGCGCCCAGGAAGGAGAGCACGGUGCUGCUGGUGGACGAAUUGGACCUGCUGUGGACACGAAAGCAGAAUGUGAUGUACAACUUGUUUGACUGGCCCACGCGGCGACACGCUCGCCUGGUGGUGCUCACCAUCGCCAACACCAUGGACCUGCCGGAGAGGAUCAUGAUCAACAGGGUGGCCAGUCGACUGGGUUUGACCAGGAUGUCGUUCCAACCGUACACCUUCAAACAGCUCCAGCAGAUCAUCAUGUCCAGGUUGAACAAAGUGAAGGCCUUCGAGGAGGACGCUCUGCAACUGGUGUCACGAAAGGUGGCUGCUCUAUCAGGCGACGCUCGCCGCUGUCUGGACAUCUGCCGUAGAGCCACAGAGAUCUGUGAACACUCUGCAGCUGCACCGUCUACAGCCCGCCUGGUGGGGAUGGGUCAUGUGAUGGAGGCACUCAAUGAGAUGUUUUCCUCCACCUACGUCACAGCUAUCAAGUAUGCCUCGGUUCAGGAGCAGCUGUUCCUCAGGGCCGUCAUCGCAGAGUUCCGUAGGCGGGGGCUGGAGGAGGCCACCUUCCAACAGGUGUUUGUGCAGCACCAGGCUCUGUGUCGGGUGGAGGGUCUGCAGCCCAUCAGUGUGUCGGAGGGUCUGGCUGUGUGUCAGCGUCUGGGAGCCUGCAGACUGCUGCUGCUGGAGUCCAGCCGUCUGGGAGUCCUGCUGCGGGUGCGCCUCAAUGUUAGCCAGGACGACGUUCUCUACGCCCUGAAGGCCGAGUGAAGACCUCGAUCUUGAUCUUGGGCCGUGAGCCAGCCACUGAAUUCUUGAGUUUUCUUAACUUGUACUUGAUGUUGUCUCAUUUUAUUGUAAAUGACGGAUUUCAAAUAAAGUUAUGUUGUCAAUGUAAAA
Cynoglossus semilaevis (tongue sole) is the source of this 3178-nucleotide messenger RNA. It is a transcript of the gene orc1, whose product is annotated as origin recognition complex, subunit 1. Gene Ontology annotation, cellular component: nuclear origin of replication recognition complex. Gene Ontology annotation, biological process: mitotic DNA replication checkpoint signaling; DNA replication initiation. NCBI's taxonomy places the organism in Eukaryota, Metazoa, Chordata, Actinopteri, Pleuronectiformes, Cynoglossidae. The transcript is spliced from 18 exons. The coding region runs from base 173 to 3049 and encodes 958 amino acids. The record is from RefSeq and is a predicted model, not a curated record. Gene Ontology annotation, molecular function: ATP binding; DNA replication origin binding; chromatin binding.